GAGCCCGAGCCGAAGCACUACAUGUACAUGGGCGCGUCUCCUGAGGAGGGCAAGCCGGAGUCCUCGUGUGUUUCCAUGUCUCACCUGCAUCGCAUGCGUGAAGCCUCUGCCGGGAGUGACAGCAGUCAUGACCCGCACACCUCUCCCAGACCUCAAACACAGAUGCAUGAGGACAUGGAGAUGGGUGGAAAUGGCUCCAGUGGAAGUGGCACAGAAUCUCACAGUAACGAGUCGCAAAGUAAUGAAUCCCACUGUAAUGAGUCUGUGGGAAGUUCCAGUGGAAAUGGAAAAGAUUAUGGAACCAUGGCAUCAUCUGGGAGUAACAAGAGCUCAAACUGUCAAAGUCUUUCCCCUCCCAGUAGCAACAAUGCUUUCAGCCUGAUCAGUUCAGAGCAAGACAACCCAUCAACCAGCGGCUGCAGUAGUGAAGAAUCAGCAAAGGCUAAGACUCAGAAGGAGCUUUUUAAGUCCCUAAAAGAGCUGAAAUAUCACCUCCCUCCCGACAAGCGCAGCAAGGGCCGGGCAAGCACACUUCACACUCUCAGAUAUGCCCUGCGCUGCAUCAAACAAGUCAAAGCCAAUGAAGAGUACUAUCAGAUGCUUAUGAUCAAUGACAGUCAGCCCUCCGGUCAGGACGUGCCCUCAUACACCAUUGAAGAAAUCAACAGUAUUACCUCAGAAUAUACACUCAGAAAUGCUGAUAUUUUUGCAGUUGCGGUGUCCCUGAUCACGGGGAAGAUUGUGUACAUUUCCGAACAGGCUGCAGGAAUCUUGAACUGCAGAAAGGAUGAGUUCAACGACAGGAAGUUUGUGGAGUUUCUGGCUCCUCGUGACGUCAGUGUGUUCUACAGUUUUACAACUCCAUACAGGCUUCCAUCUUGGAGCAUGUGCACCGGAACAGAGUCGUCAUCCACUGAGUUCAUGCAGGAGAAAUCUUUUUUCUGUCGCAUCAGUGGUGGUAAAGAGAAGGAAGGAGAUCUGCAGUACUAUCCCUUCAGGAUGACUCCAUAUUUGAUGAAGGUUCAAGAUUCUGAGCUCUCCGAGGAACAUUUCUGCUGCCUCAUUCUGGCUGAGAGAGUUCACUCUGGAUACGAAGCACCAAGAAUUCCACCCGAUAAGAGAAUCUUCACCACAACACACACACCAAACUGUGUGUUUCAGGAUGUUGAUGAAAGGGCGGUGCCUCUGUUGGGAUAUCUGCCUCAGGACCUGAUUGGGACACCUCUUCUAUUACACCUGCAUCCCAGCGACAGACCGAGAAUGCUGGCAGUGCACCGGAAAAUUCUGCAGUAUGUUGGGCAGCCAUUUGAUCACUCUUCUCUCCGAUUCUGUGUGAGAAAUGGAGAAUAUGUUACUCUAGAUACGAGCUGGUGUAGCUUUGUGAACCCGUGGAGCCGCAAGGUGUCCUUUGUUAUCGGACGGCACAAAGUUCGCAUGGGUCCAAUGAAUGAGGAUGUGUUUUCAGCUCCGUCUUCAACCGAGGACAAAACCAUUGAUUCGGAUAUACAGGAAAUCACUGAACAGAUUCACAGACUGCUUCUUCAGCCGGUCCACGGUAUGGGGUCCAGUGGUUAUGGCAGUCAUGGCAGCAACGGUUCCCAUGAGCACCUGCUGAGCAUAGCGUCCUCUAGUGACAGCAAUGGAAAUGGAAAUGCAGCUAACGGUGGGAAUGGGAACAAUGAAAAGAGCAGAAAGGAAGAGCGGACCAAAAGCAAACCGAGGACAUUUCAGGAGAUUUGUAAAGGGGUUCAUAUGUUGAAGGCUCAGGAGCAGCAAGGCUCCUCUUUCAAAUCAGAGCAGAAAAAGACUUUGGACGCAGGGCUCAGGUCUCCUGUCGUAAAGCAGAAAGACUCUGCACUGCUGGUCAGAGAUGGACCUGCCUCAAUGGAGGAACUCAAGGACCACACAAUGUACUCGUACCAGCAAAUCAGCUGUCUGGACAGUGUCAUCAGAUAUCUGGAGACCUGUAACAUCCCAAACACAGUGAAACGUAGAUACCAGUUCUCCUCGAACACCACCUCCUCAAACUCUGACGAGGACAAGAAAGCCUCUGAUGCCACUCUUCAGCAAACUGAUGAUUCUCUAUGUAUAGAGGUGGCAUCAUCUAUGUCUAUAAAGACCAAUGAAAAGCCUCGCUCAUGUCCUGCCCCAGGUCGUGUUGUGGAAGGGCAUUUAUCUCCUCUGGACCUGCCCAGCAAAGCAGACAGUGUGGUGUCUCAGUGUUCCUACAGCAGCACAAUCGUACAUGUGGGCGACAAGAAAACACAGCCAGAAUCAGAGAUCAUUGAAGAUGCUGCAGAAAGCCCAGCACCUUCUGCACCUGUUAGUGUGGUUUCCCCACCGGCAGUGGAGCAGGAAGCCUAUAAGAAGCUGGGACUCACAAAACACGUACUGGCGGCACACACACAGAAGGAAGAGCAAGCAUUUCUCAGUCGCUGCAGGGAACUCUGCAGGAAUGGUCAAGCCCUCGAGAAGGACUGCCCAGCAAGCACGCAGAGAAACCGAGGACAGGCUGCCGAGGCAGGACCGGGUGCACCUGUUACAACCCCCAAGAAAAGUUGGCGCACCAAAAAGGCAAAGAAACCACGCAAAAAACAUCACGAUUCCUCAGAUAAUGCGUCUCAGCACAGACCUCUCCCUCCCCUGCAGGGUUUAAACCAGACAUCUUGGUCCCCUUCCGAAACAUCCCAGUCUGGGCUUUCAGUCCCAUUCCCCACGGUGGUCCCAGGGUACCCUCUCUACCCUGUAGUCCCCCCUGUUACCCCGCCACAAGCCCCUGCAGGAGUAGCAGAGUCCCAGAGCACUCAGCCUUGUGCGGCUGCUUAUCCAACCCCAUUGGUCUCACCAGUUGUAGCAAUUGUUUUGCCCAGUUUUAUGUUGCCGCAGAUGGGCACAGCAGCUCCCUCUCCUUUCUAUACUGACACCCAGCAAGCCUACAGUUCUCUCUUUCAAACCCAGCAAGCCUACAAUGGCCAGCAGCCCCUUCAGCCCCAGCAAGCCUACAACAUCCAGCAACCCUUGCAGUCUCAAGUCUACACCGGCCAACAAGCAUUUCAGCCACCACAAGCCAAUACCAACCUUCAAGGCUGCAAUAAUCACCAGAGCUUUCAGCCCCACACCUCCUUUACUUCCCAGAAGCCAGCGUUUACACCCCAGACACAUUUCCAGUAUGGAAUGACAUCUGAGCCCAAACCAUGUGUUGUUGCGUCUACAGAGUGUCCUUCUCCUUUGCCACCCCCUUACUCCCCUCCACUGUUUGAGUCUUGUUGUAGCUCUCCAUUGCAACUGGACCUGCUUCAGUUGAAGGACAAGCAGGACUCUCACACCCAGGGUAACGGCAGUUCAGGACAGGACAAAAUCAACACAGCCAUCAAUAGCACUUCUGGAAGGGAUGACUUACAGCAGGUGUGUUGUUCAGGUAGCGGUUGCCCCUGUGGUGACCACUCCUCAUCCAGCAGCGUGUUGGAGCUGUUCUUGCAGGAAGACUCUCAUUCCGGCACAGGUUCUGCCAUGUCAGCAUCUACUGGCUCCAUAUCCAAUGACUGCAACUCCUCCAUCAGUGGAACAGGAAGCAAGUAUAUUCUUCAAGAGCCUGAAUGUAAACUUGCGGCCUCUAUUGAUGAUAACUGUGUCAUGAUGACCUAUCAAGUGCCGUCAAGGGACAUGGACAAGGUUCUGAAGGAAGAUAGGGAGCGUUUGAGGCGUAUGCAGAAGAACCAGCCCUGUUUCACCUCAGACCAGCGUCGAGAACUGAUUGAUCAGCACCCCUGGAUGAGGAGAGGAGGCAUACCCAAUGCCAUCAACAUCAUGGAUUGUAUGUUCUGCGAGAAUGAGGUCUCCUCUCAGCCAGAAGAAGACCUGCCUGAUAUGGAGUUGGGGAUUUUGAGAGGACAGGUGGGAAAACAUGGAGGAGAAUCUCAUUCACAGGAAGAGGAGCAGCAACCUAGUGGAUCAUGAUCUAGGUUUUGACAAUGUACUAAUCUCAGCCAGCAGAGGACAACAGGACCUUCACGCCUGUACACAGUUGAAGUUUAAUCAGAUAUCCUUUGUUUCCUGAAAGAUUAUGAAUGUGUUUAUUUAUGUGUGCGUGUAAAUACAAAAGAAUGCCAGAUAGCUGACUGAUUAACCUAAAGAUGCUGUUCAAAUGUGCGCUCUUCUCUGAUUGGCUGGAACUGCUGUCACAUGGACCUGACUAUGAGCACUUAUGUAGCUACAGCAAUGUUUUCCUUCAUGGAAUGGUGCUCUGUGCACAUAUCAGAACAUACGCAAAUAUAUAUGAAUGAGGUGUAGAGCACAGUGUGUAGAAAUGAAAAGGAGAAACAGACCUAUUAUGAACACAAGCCAAUACUAAUGCACCAAUGCAAUCAAAACCAAGAAAUGAAACGCCACCAUAUACUGUGAGUUUGGGGAUCAUUCCAGCCAAAUAAGCUGCUGCCAACAUCACAUGACCAGUCUAUUCCACUUACUUUUCUUUUCGUUAGAACAUGCGUAUUUUUUUUCUGUGGCAGUUCAGGGAUGUGCUAGUAAGCACAGGGAUGGGAACCAGUGUUUUUGUAGACAUUUUUUGUAGGUCUUCAAGAAAUUGACCGAGAAAUCGAAAUUUUGACGUUUCGUCACUUCUUUUGUUGUUUGGCUAUAAUAUGUUCUGUUCACAUUGCAGACAGUUGUCCAACAGUGACAGAAAUCCUGUAAACUGAUCCCGUACCUGAAAUACUCUGCUUCUAUUGUCUGAAGUUUGGUGUAUUGUGGGGUUUACCUCAUGGCCAGUAGUGCACUGCACUGUGUAUGAACACUGCCACUGGCUCUCUACAUCUCAGUUUAUGAUGUGUUGAAGCAAAUAAAUGUACGACGAGCUGAAAGAGCCAUAGGGUUGUGGCGCCUGCUUAAACUGUUCCUGUCAGUAAACAUUAGUUUAUUCAAAUUUAUUUAAUAGUUUUUAUGAGCAUGUCAUUUUGGUUUGUGUUUGUUUUUUCAUAAAUGUAGUGAAACCAACAUGUCUCAUUAUUCCUACCUUGUAAUAAAAAGAUACCUCUA
Messenger RNA from Pimephales promelas (fathead minnow), 5034 nucleotides. Its product is annotated as period circadian protein homolog 2. The record is from RefSeq and is a predicted model, not a curated record. Gene Ontology annotation, biological process: circadian regulation of gene expression; negative regulation of transcription by RNA polymerase II; entrainment of circadian clock by photoperiod. Gene Ontology annotation, molecular function: transcription cis-regulatory region binding; transcription corepressor binding. Lineage: Eukaryota; Metazoa; Chordata; Actinopteri; Cypriniformes; Leuciscidae. Gene Ontology annotation, cellular component: nucleus; cytoplasm.